AUGAAGGGAAACGGAAAUCAAACAGGCCAAGUUGGAGCUUAUUCCACAGGAUGGAAUGCCCGGAGAAGUUUGAAUCUCCUGAAAUUUAGCCUCAAGCAGCCAAUUACGUUGCCUCACGUCGAUAAUGACACUGAUGAAGAAAUGGAAAUCAUUGAGGAAGAAACUGUUGAUGAGGACACAGAUGUUAAUAUAGAAGAUGAGGCACUCAAACCAGUUGAUGAGGAUAAAUAUAAUAUCACCGAUUGUGGGUUUACAGAAAGAAUAUCAGAGAUAGAACUGCCAAAUAGUGAUUCUUGCGGACGCUACACUCAGGGGGAGUAUAUUCCUUCAAUUCUUGAAAACUUGCCGAAUGAAGAUGUUGCAGCUCAUAAUCACUCUACUGUUCCAACUGACACGUUGCCAGUUCUGAAGUCUCCAACUCCCAGUGUUUCACCAAGGCUGAGCAAUAGCAGGAAAAGUUGUUUCACAUCAACAGAACAUUUGGCUGCAGCUCUUCACCAUGGUCUCGAUGUUAUAGGGAGCCUUCGUCAUAGUGCAGCUUUGGGACGAUCAUCAUUCAGAUUCUCUUGCGUACCAGCUGGUGCUAAAGCAGUUGUACCAGUUGUGAAAGUUGAUGCUGGUGUUCAAACUCUUUUCAGUGAUGAUGAGUCAUCAGAGAAGGAUUCAGGAGUAUUUCUGUGUAGUAAAUGCAAGACUAGAAAUUCCCAGCAAGAGCUUAUAGAAGAAAACAAUGUGCAAAAUAUGCAGUUAGUGCCUGUCAACAAGUUACUAUCGCAUGAAAAAUUGAAGAAAGUUCCCAAAGAAGUUGAAAAGGUAUUGGCUGGAGCUAUUCGAAGAGAGAUGGCACUAGAAGAUAUAUGUGCAAAGCAAACUUCUGAGAUCAUGCAACUUAAUCGUUUUGUCCAACAGUACAGGCACGAGAGAGAAUGUAAUGCUGUAAUUGGUCAAACACGUGAAGAUAAAAUUGCUCGCCUUGAAAGCCUAAUGGAUGGUAUUCUACCAACUGAAGAAUUUAUGGAGCAUGAACUAUUAUCACUGACUCACGAGCAUAAGAUUCUUCAGGAAAAAUAUGAUAAUCAUCCCGAAAUUUUGAGAACAAAAAUCGAGUUACAAAGAGUUAAAGAUGAACUGGAAAGAUAUAAGAAUUUCUUUGAACUGGGCGAAAGGGAUGUCUUAACAGAAGAAAUUCAAGACCUGAAAGGCCAGCUGCAGUUGUAUCUGAAUUCUUCAUCCAAGACAUCUGAAGGACCAGCUCCUCUUCUUCGAUUAGCAUAUUCGUGUGAACCCAGUGUGGCUCCACCUUUGUCGUCUGCUCCAGAGGCAACUGAAGAGAGUGCUGGGGAGCUACUGCGGAAGGAGAGGAAUCAGUGGAUUGAAACUGAGAGCAAGUGGAUUUCUCUUGUAGAAGAACUCAGGUUGGAGCUGGAAUCUAACCAAUCACUUGUACAAAAGCAAAAACAAGAACUGGAUAUGGAAAAGAAACAUUCUGAAGAGUUAAAAGAAGCAAUGCAAAUGGCAAUGGAAGGCCAUGCCCGCAUGCUUGAACAGUAUGCUGAUCUUGAAGUUAAACACAUUCAACUGCUUGCACGACAACGCAAGAUUAGAGAAGGAAUCGAUGAUGUAAAGAAAGCGGCUGCUAAGGCUGGGGUUAGAGGUGCCGAAUCUAAAUUUAUCAAUGCCCUUGCGGCCGAAAUUUCAGCUCUGAGAGUUGAACAAGAAAAGGAGAGGAGAUAUUUUAGGAAUGAAAAUAAAGGGCUUCAGGCUCAAUUGAGGGAUACAGCUGAGGCUGUUCAGGCGGCUGGCGAAUUAGUUGUGCGGCUUAAAGAAGCAGAAGAAGCAGUGGCUGCAGCGGAGAACCGGGCUAUAGUGGCCGAGGAAGAGGCUGAAAGGGCCUACAUGGAGAGAGACAGGUUGGUUCGGUUGCUUGCAGCAGACACUCGCACUCUAAAUGAAGGAUUUGCUGCUGGGGAGGGUAGACACGUUGAUGGUAAUCAGCAAUGGCGAGAGGAAUUUGCUCCCUCUUAUGGCAUAGAAGAAGAUCCCAGUUCAUGUGGUGAUCCUCAGGCCUCUGUCCAACUGAUGACUCCUCUCAAGCUAGAUGGGCAUCCUCAAGAGAGGACGAAUUCAGAAACCAUGGUUGAUGUUGUUGACUAUGCUAUGGCACCUUGCACUCCUGGAUUGGUGGAAGAGCUGAAUCUUUUCUCCUAG
Molecule: messenger RNA, 2208 nt
Organism: Fraxinus pennsylvanica
Lineage: Eukaryota; Viridiplantae; Streptophyta; Magnoliopsida; Lamiales; Oleaceae
Source: the annotation of a GenBank genome assembly